AUGACAUCUCCUCUCCGCCCUCAGUUUUUCUGUACGCGUCCUAACGGCACCGUGACCCCCCUGAUCGCCGUGGAUGAGCUACCCUCGCACAUCUCCAUCCGCGGCGUCUCACGAGCCCUGUCCCCCAAUGACACACAGGGCAUGACCAGUCUGGGAACCGUCAACGCACGAAACCAGACCUACGUUGUUGACGGUGUCCCGACUGCUCCCAUGCGAGCUACGGCUGGAAAUUCCGCUGCGGCUGUUGCUGGUGAUGCUGGUGCUCGUUCUCGAGACUAUGAGUUGCAGACUUCGCUUGUGCGGAUUCUUUCCGAUGAGAGUAUUCCUGCAAACCAGCGCUUAGCGUUGCAUGCUUCAAUUCAGCAGGCUUUGGCUCCGCAGUGGCCGGUUGGGGCUGCAGGGAAUUCGUCGACUCAGACUGCGGCUGCGGGUAAUUGGUUGGUUCCUGCUGGUGGUAGUGGUGGGAGAGCGGGAGGCCCUAAGCAGGGUCCCAAUUUUAAUGCCAAAAAAGAAUACUGCUCUUAUUGGAUCCGCCAUGGAGAAUGUGAUUAUCAGCAGCAGGGCUGCCUCUACAAGCAUGAAAUGCCUACCGACCCUUUUAUGCUGGAAAAACUCGGUCUUCGUGACAUCCCCCGUUGGUACCGUGAGAAAUACGGCGUUCCCAGUAUACUUCCUGGGGGGGCCAACGCUCGUGCCAGUACCAAUAACAGCCAUAACUGGAGAGAGGAUGCUGCAGACAGUAGCACGGUCAAGGCUAUCCAGUAUCCGGUUCGUCUGCGCUACAACGGAACCACUACUCCUUCUUCGUCAGAUACAGAGAAAGCUUCAAAGCAGAAAGCGACCAGCUACGCUCCCACUGUUCAGAGCAAUGGAAACGGGGCGGCCAUGUUUCCUGGAAAUCCCCGUGCCAGCUAUCCUGCUAUGAAUCCGCCCAGGGCACCUAGCUCUCAGAGGCAUGGAUCAAGAAAUGCAGCCAGUCAGAGCAUUGGUGUGCCCGGUACCAGGAAGAUUGAUCUUCUGUCUUUCGAUCCUCUUCCAGACUAUCCGUCUCUUGAUUCCUUACAUGGAGGCGUGGCUGGAGUGACGUAUCCUGCUUCGGGCCCUGGCAACAACGCCAACAAUACCAAUACCAAAACACCCGACGAGGCUCACCGCGAAGGAAUGGUUCGCAAUCUCCAAUCCCUCAUGCCAAACUCCCCGGACUAUCUCCCCACCCCCCUCGGUCCGAACUCGACCCAGCAACGCUCCAAGAGAACGCAAAAGGGUCGUCGUCUGUAUCAACCCCGUUCCCAGAUCGUCGUCCCCGGUGACAGUCAGGAAAUACGUGACCAAGCUUCCUUCAAAAACGCACAGCACGGUAACACUACAUAUUCCAGCGCCGCUUCCGUGGCUUCUAAAGGAACGAACGGAUCUCAGGUCACGAGCCCUAUGGGCAUCUUGGGCAGCUCUGACCCUCCCACUCGUGUGGCCUCCCCAUCUACUCAUUCGCCGACCUCGUUGUCUUCGCAGUCGAGUCCUCAAGCGUUCUAUAACAAGAACAAGGACGGGGUCAUGCCAGGCGCUAUUGGGAGCAAGAGGGGCUACAACCGGAAGAAGUCUGCGAACACAAACUCUUCUGAAGAAGAUUUGUUUGAUUUCGGUGUUGAGUCUGGUAAUGGGAAAGGUCAUGGGAAAUAG
Molecule: messenger RNA, 1677 nt
Organism: Aspergillus chevalieri
Lineage: Eukaryota; Fungi; Ascomycota; Eurotiomycetes; Eurotiales; Aspergillaceae
Exons: 3
Coding region: 1-1677 (558 amino acids)
Molecular function (GO): metal ion binding
Source: RefSeq, a predicted model, not a curated record